UCGGCACGACGACGACGGGGACUUCGCUUGAACGGGUUCCUUGACAGCAUUCUCGAGGACAGGAACGGAUAACAGAGGGUCUGUGACCGACGAUGGCUUCUGGGGCUGUAGGGGGAUCUAGGGGGAACGAGUUCAGAUCGGCGUCCGAUGCUACCAUAGCGUUGUUGCAAUCCAAAUCGGCUAUCUGGAAGCAUGUCAUGCAAGGACAGAAGGUGGGGACAUGGGAGAAGAUGCACGGCGACCACAAGUUGCGCUGCAACUACUCCGAGGUCAUUUUCCAGGGAAACCAGAGCAAGGCAGCGCGACACUUCACGCAGCCGAAGAAGUGCAAGCAGGCAUCGUUGUCCGUUUUGGCGGACAUAUGGAACAAGACGCAGUACAGGUUUGACCCGCGUCACGAGGAGGGUAUCCUCCGUUAUAUAGAGGAGAUGGACAUAGUUGACGAGCGAUCUUUGUCAGGGAGGGGCACGCAGAGGAGGCAGGCAGGUGGAGGGUUCGGUGCGCACCGAGAUGACGAUAUGAUGGACCCUGUGGACGAGGUGGAGGCAUUUUUGGACCGGGAGGCGAGGCGAGAGACCGAUGACAUGCGAGGCACUACGGAGGUGGGGGAGGAGGGUGGUUUGAGUCCCCGUUCUCCGCAUUUGAGUGGGGAGGAGGUAGUGAUGACUGCUCGUGGCACGAGAGGUGGAUCCCGUGAUGCUGAGCACAUAGAAAGAGAGAGAGGAAAGAUGUAUGUCGAUGAGGUGGACGAUGAUGUUUUUGCGCAGGGGCGCAAGAGACCUAGACAAACGACCAUCGACGAGGUGUAUGAUGGCGACGCUCUUCAGCGGACGAGAAGCACGUUUUUGGAGUGGGUGUAUGACGCGGGGAUCUCGUUUCGUGUUUUCCGGAGGAGCUCGUGGAGGAGACACCACAAGGCAGUGGCUGAGUUGCCACGUGGAGUACGGAUGGUGCAUCCUAGUCACAAGGAGAUUGGAGGGAGUGGGGUUAUUGAGCAGCGUGAUCGGGUCGCUACGAGGCUCGCGCAUAUCCGCGUUGUCGGGCACAUCGGUCCGGCACCGCACGGGGGCAGCGCGGGACCCUCCCGGCCACGUCACGCAGGAGUUGGUUUUUUGAACCCUUCGUCGCAAUAUACAUGGAGCUUCCACAAGCCGCUCCGGCCGGGUGCGCCAGCCAUACCUCUCGCGAGCCCCUACGACAGGAUAGGGCCUACGCGAGGCACGACUUACCUACACCUUACGGGAGCUGUCACCUCCCUUCGGUGGGCGUAUCCCCGCUGAGCUACCAGUCCACAGUACGAAAGC
Messenger RNA from Chara braunii, 1304 nucleotides. The record is from the annotation of a GenBank genome assembly. NCBI's taxonomy places the organism in Eukaryota, Viridiplantae, Streptophyta, Charophyceae, Charales, Characeae.